Molecule: messenger RNA, 831 nt
Organism: Agrilus planipennis (emerald ash borer)
Lineage: Eukaryota; Metazoa; Arthropoda; Insecta; Coleoptera; Buprestidae
Product: sodium/potassium-transporting ATPase subunit beta-1-like
Exons: 6
Coding region: 181-831 (216 amino acids)
Biological process (GO): sodium ion export across plasma membrane; potassium ion import across plasma membrane; intracellular sodium ion homeostasis
Cellular component (GO): sodium:potassium-exchanging ATPase complex
Molecular function (GO): ATPase activator activity
Source: RefSeq, a predicted model, not a curated record
GUGGCAGAUCGGGAAUUAGUUGGGGUACUAAAAAUUAAGUAGCCUUUGUUUAUACUUAUUUCAAAAUAUUCGGUUUUUGUAAAAAAAUUUCUUCUUAUAGUGAAAAUUAUUGGCUAUUAUGUAUUAUUUAUCACAGGAGUGUCUUGUUUAUUUUCAUUCAUAUUAGGAAUUACUCUGUACAUGAUUGAAAGAUCUCCAGUACCCCUUAUGCCAAAAACCAAGUAUUUAAUGGAAAAUCCACCUGGAUUUACUUUUCUUCCUAACAAAUAUCCUGAAAUGCCCCUUAUAUGGUAUUAUAAUGGUAUUGAAAGUAGUGUUCAUUCGAAAACAGUUAACGAUUUUUUUGAAGUCUAUGACGAUGCAGUCUCAAAAAAUGCAGACAAUUAUGUGGAUUGUGAAAAAGAAAACCCUAAAGAUCACAAUAAGAGUUGCAUCUUUAGAAGAGAUGCUUUAGGUCCAUGUGCUCAACCAACUUAUGGUUCAAAGUCACCCUGUAUUUAUUUAAAACUAAACAAACAUCCGGGUUGGGUACCAAAAUAUUAUGGUGCUUUACCUGAUAAAAUGCCAGAAGAACUUAAAAAACUAAUAAAGGCUUCCACAAACAGAAAGAAAAUAUGGGUUUACUGUCACCCUAAUAAACCAGCUGAUGAAGAUCAUUUAGGGAAUAUCAGUUACUAUCCCAAUCAAGAAAUUCAAGAAUACUACUUCCCUUUUAAUUUUCAAAAAUAUUAUUUAAGUCCUGUAGUAGCAGUUCAAAUAAAUGAUGUUGAGCCGGGUUAUCUAAGUGUUGUAAGGUGUUCAGUGUGGGCUGAUAACAUUGCACCUUCAUAA